Molecule: messenger RNA, 2519 nt
Organism: Lacerta agilis (Sand lizard)
Lineage: Eukaryota; Metazoa; Chordata; Lepidosauria; Squamata; Lacertidae
Gene: INSM1
Product: INSM transcriptional repressor 1
Exons: 1
Coding region: 86-1453 (455 amino acids)
Biological process (GO): negative regulation of transcription by RNA polymerase II; neuron differentiation; regulation of cell cycle process
Cellular component (GO): transcription repressor complex; nucleus
Molecular function (GO): RNA polymerase II cis-regulatory region sequence-specific DNA binding; DNA-binding transcription repressor activity, RNA polymerase II-specific
Source: RefSeq, a predicted model, not a curated record
UGGAUUGUGGCGCUGGUGCCGCCGCCCCCGCCGCCCCCAGGCUGAGGCAGGCAGGCGCCUUGGCACCUCCCGGAGCCGCCCGAGGAUGCCCCGCGGUUUCCUGGUGAAGAGGAGCCGCAGACCCACGCCCAUCUCCUACAGGACCCGCUGCUGCUGCCCGGCGUCGGCGGCUGCCGAGGGAGGCGACCCGGCGCAGCUCUUGGUGCCCCCGCCGAUCCCCGCUCCGCUCUCGGGCUCGGCCUUGGCCUCGCAACCCGCCGAGGCGCCUCUUUUGCUUGCGCCCGCGGCGCCGCACUUCGGCACGCCCGACGGCCCCUCAUCCCCGGCGCCCCUGCACAGCCCCGCGCGGGCCGUCAGCGAGGAGAGGAGCCUGCACCUGGGCUCGCCGGUCUCGGCCGAGUCCUUUCCGGCGCCGGAGCCUCUGCUCUUGGGCCCGGGGGCAGAGAUCAAGCUCUGGGCGGUCGCGGCCAUCGCCGCCGGCCCGCCGCCGCCGCCGCCUUCCCCGGCUCCUGCGGUCGCCCAGCAGCGCAGCCAUGGGCCGAGCCCGAGCGCGUCCAAGCGGCCUCAGGGCCGGAAGGCUAAGACGGCCCGCAAGCUGCACUUCGAGGAUGAGGUGACGACGUCGCCGGUGUUGGGGCUGCGCAUCAAAGAGGGCCCCCCCGAGCCCGCCUCGACGGCUCCUCAGCAGCAGCAGCACCAGGCGGGCGCCGGUGGAGGAUCCCGCGCUAGCGGCGCGCAGCCGCUGGGCGAGUUCAUCUGCCAGCUGUGCAAGGAGCGCUAUCCAGACCCGCUGGCCCUGGCGCAGCACAAGUGCUCGCGCAUCGUGCGCGUCGAGUACCGCUGCCCGGAGUGCGACAAGCUCUUCAGCUGCCCGGCCAACCUGGCCUCGCACCGCCGCUGGCACAAACCACGGCCUCCCAGCGCCCCCGCCGCCGCCAAGGCCAAGGCCGCGGCCGACGAGCCACCCGCCAAGGGAGGAAGCGGCAGCGGCAGCGAGAGGGACACGCCGAGUCCCGGCAGCGGCGGCGGAGGGAGCAGCGGAGGAGAGCCCGACGCUGGCGCCGAGGAGUUCGCGUGCCCACGCUGUGCCAAGCGCUUCCGCCGCCAGAGCGCCCUGCGCAAGCACCUGCCCCUCCACCACGAGCCACUCGACGGGCUGCCCUCGGCGCGGGAGGCCCCGGACGCCUGCCCCGAGGAGGCGGGCGCCCGCCACAGUCCUCUGAGCUUGCCCGGGGAGUGCCACCCGUGCCCCGUGUGCGGCGAGACCUUCACUGGCAAGAGCGCCCAGGAGCGCCACCUGCGCCUGCUCCACGCCGCCCAGGCCUUUCCCUGCAAGUACUGCCCGGCCACCUUCUAUAGCUCGCCGGGUCUGACCCGCCACAUCAACAAGUGCCACCCGUCGGAGAACCGCCAGGUCAUCUUGCUCCAGGUGCCCGUGCGCCCGGCCUGCUAGAGGGAGCCCAGCCGUGCCUUCCCCUGCAGCACCGUCGCCGCCCAGCCCAGGAGGCGGCUGCAGGGCAACCGCGGGACUUCGACGCCAGCCACGGGGUCAGCGCGCACCGCCACCGGCCCUUUGCCGAUGCCGACGUCUCGUGGAACCAUCGGCCUUUUUGCCCCGGAACAUCUCUCCGAUGGUGUUUCAGGCUUCUCUUUGCCGCCCUCCUUUUCUUACGCUCCCCUGGAGCGCUGUCUCUGGAGCAGCUCCCUCCUCUACCCCCCGCUACUGCACUCGCGGGGGCUGCUCCAGGGGCCAGAGUUUCAGGGGUGGCUUAAACUUAAGAUUCCCCUUUUCUCUCUUCCCCCUACCCGAAGUCAAUCUUGAGAAAUGAUGAUGGAUGCCUUUACACUUCACAGGCUGUGAACUGAACCUUUUCCCCACUUGAUUAGCUUUAUUAUGGCUUGUGAACCGCUGGGAUCUGGCUUUACCUUUUCGCUGUGUGUUUUCUUCUCUUUUUUUAAAUUUUCGAUGUGAACAAAAUCAAUCUGCUUAAAGAUAUAACUUUGGUUAGUAUAGCCACAAAUGCCUUGACUUUAAUCGUUGUUUGUCUCCAAAAAAUGUUGUAGAAGCUGCCUUAAUACAAUGACAUGCCAACCUUUUUAUGUUUGUUCCUUUUCGAAGUAGAUCUAUAUGUUGACGCUUAUCUGUAUAUGUUGAUUUAUGCGUAAUUGUUAUUUAUUCGUUAUUUAUUAUUAAUUAUGGUGUUUAUUUCUGAUGUGCUUUGCCUCUCUCCCACCACCUCCUCCAAUUCGCCCCCUCCUGCCAUUUCACUGUGCAUUUUAAAGUCUUUUUUAAAGGGAUCUGUUGAAAAGGGUUUAAUUUUUAUACCUAGAAUAAACAUACAACUGUAACCCUUCUCUUCUUGCUUCGAGGGCUCGCGGAUACUCAGCUUCCUUUUAGAUGCAAUCUCUUUUCUACACAAUUAUUUUCUUAACUGUUAGCUAUUUAUAGAAUGCUUCAAUAGAACUGUUUUAAUUGUCUAAUUAUUUACUAUUCAAAUAAAAGUAUUUUCAAAUUCAGA